AUGCGUGUGAAUUCCCUUGUGUAUGCCCUCUCUUCAUUAAUGGUAUUCCAUUUAAACCUCUUUUACAAAGGAAAAAGGGUUAACUACGUUUCCGCUUAUAUUAGUUCCCUACAUAACUACAGCAAUCACAACAGUAGUGGAAGAAACGGAAGCAAUAACGGUGAUCAGAACAAUAACAACCCUAAUCAGAAAGGGAAAAACAAAAUAGAUACAAACGGAACCUCAAACAAAAUUGGAAAAUCGUACUUAAACAAAAAGUUCUUUCAGAUUUAUCAACAAAAAAACGUAAGAGGAAAUAGCACUUCGGAAAACCAUAACAAGGUAAACGAACAAGACACAGAAAAGGAGGAUCAAAAGCAAAGUGAUAGGAAGAAGGAAGAGGAAAAACAUAUAAGGAGUGAAAACAUUGAGAAUAAAAACGUUCAACAGAACAACCAAGUAAAUAAAAACGAAAGAAACGAGGAUAUAAAAAUGAAGGAGGAUAUCAAAGAGAGACUCCAAAAAGUUAAGAAAGUUAUGGAAGAAAACAAUAUAGAUGUGUAUAUACUAAUAAAUAGCGAUGAACACAAUUCAGAAAUUAUAAAUGAUAAAGAUAAAAAAAUAUAUUAUUUAAGUAAUUAUAGUGGAGCAGAUGGUAUAUUAAUACUUACAAAAGAUAAACAAAUAAUUUAUGUCAAUGCUUUAUAUGAAUUACAAGCAAAUAAGGAAUUAAAUCAUGAUAUAUUUACUCUUAAUAUUAGCAGAAUCGAUAACCCGAAUGAAAUAUAUGAUACUAUUGCAUCCCUUGAAUUUAACAACAUUGCUUUGGAUGGCAAAAAUACCAGUGUUGCAUUUUAUGAAAAAUUAAAAAAUAAGAUCGAAUCUACUUACCAAAAUAAAAAAGUUGAAGAAAAAGUAAUUUACGAAAAUAAUAUCAAUGAAAUUGUGAAAAAUGAAAAUAUAAAUUUUUUAAUUUUAGAAAAAUCUUUAGUAAAUAUAGAUAAUUAUCCAGUAAAUGAUAAAAAGGUAUUUAUACACGAUAGGUAUUAUAACGGUGCAUGUGCAGGGGAAAAAAUUGAAAAAUUAAGACAAACUUACGCCUUCGAUAUUAAAAAUGUAGAUAAAUUACUCCUUUCAGAAUUAGAUGAAAUAGCAUAUAUUUUAAAUUUACGAGGUUAUGAUUAUACUUUUUCGCCACUUUUUUAUGCCUAUCUGUACUUGGAAUUUGAUAGAGAAAACUAUGAUUUUAGUAAAAUGAUUUUAUUCACCGUGUCCAAGAAUUUAUCCGAGAGUUCCAUCAGACAUCUCAAUACUAUUCAUGUAGAAGUAAGGGAGUAUGAAACGGUGGUUGAAUAUUUAAGAGAUAACGUUUCAUCCAAAACGAUGGUAAACAAGAAAAAUAAUAAACAAGAAGAUGCUCUUUUAACAAAUUAUUCUUCGAACCCUAAACAGCAGGGAAUUUUAAAAGAAUCAGAUACACAGAAGAAAUACGAAAUAUCAAUGAGCCCAUAUAUUAACUUAAUCAUAUACAUGUUAUUCGAUAAGGACAAAAUAUUAUUACAGAAAUCUCCAGUUCUUUAUAUGAAAGCUGAAAAAAAUGAUGUCGAAAUUGAUAAUAUGAAAGAAGCACAUGUGUUAGAUGCUUUGGCACUUUUACAAUUCUUCCACUGGUGUGAAGAAAAGAAAAAAACGAAAGAGUUAUUUAACGAAACAGAAAUUUCUUUAAAAAAUAAAAUAGAUUAUUUUAGAUCAACCAAACCUAAAUUUAUAUUCCCAUCUUUCGCAACCAUAUCAGCAAGUGGACCCAAUGCUGCAGUUAUUCACUACGAGUGCACAGAAGCUACGAAUACGAAAAUAGCACCAAGUAUAUAUCUCCUUGAUUCGGGGGGACAAUACCUACAUGGAACAACAGAUGUAACUAGAACAACGCAUUUUGGAGAACCCACAGCAGAAGAAAAAAAAAUUUAUACUCUAGUUUUAAAAGGGCAUUUACAUCUAAGAAAAGUUAUUUUUGCUAGCUAUACCAACUCCAUGGCAUUAGAUUUUAUAGCACGUGAAAAUUUAUUUAAACAUUUUCUCGAUUAUAAUCAUGGAACUGGUCAUGGUGUAGGUCUCUUUUUAAAUGUUCAUGAAGGUGGUUGUUCAAUUUCACCAAUCUCUGGCACGCCGUUGAAACCAUUUAUGGUACUUUCUAACGAACCUGGAUAUUAUUUGAAAGAUAAAUUUGGUGUUAGAAUUGAAAAUAUGCAGUAUGUGAUUGAAAAAAAAAAAACAGAAAAUACGAAAUUUUAUUCAUUCCAGGAUCUAACUCUCUACCCAUAUGAAAAAAAAUUAAUGGAUUUUUCUCUACUAACAGUUGAUGAUAUUAAAGACAUCAAUGAAUAUCAUGAUACCAUCAGAAAAACUCUUCUUCCAAGGUUAAAAGAAAACCCCUCAGAGUAUGACGAAGGUAUAGUGAACUACUUGAUGGACAUUACCGAGCCGAUUGCAUUCAAUUAG
Plasmodium gonderi is the source of this 2478-nucleotide messenger RNA. RefSeq names its product peptidase. The coding region runs from base 1 to 2478 and encodes 825 amino acids. Gene Ontology annotation, molecular function: metalloaminopeptidase activity. NCBI's taxonomy places the organism in Eukaryota, Apicomplexa, Aconoidasida, Haemosporida, Plasmodiidae. The transcript has a single exon. The record is from RefSeq and is a predicted model, not a curated record.